CCCAGCCACUGAGGCUGUUUCUUCGACAGCGUCACCACCCCGUAAGAGUCUCGGUUAGACACAUUCCCGGUUGGUUUUCAGAGGCUGUCCGCGGACUGUACGGACCUAUCGUGGACUUCAUCUGUGUGUGAGAGAUUUCGAUGUUGUUGCUGCUUUAUCAAGCAAACCUGAGAGAGCUUUAGGACGCUGGAAGCAGACCGCUGUCCACUUGUUCUCCACAGCGCUCAACGCCAUGGCUGCCGCUUUCACCAUGCUCUUCUUCUUUCUUCACAUCUUCACUGCCUCGGCGCUGGAAUCGGCCCCUGAGCAAGUCCUCCCCGAUGCACACCCACACCUCACUGGCUGCGUCUCUGCCAACAUGGAGACUUUCCGCUGCAGAUGGAAUGUCGGCACUUCCCAGAGCCUCUCCGAGCCGGGAGCUCUCCGCUUAUUCUACAUCAACAAAAAAUCACCUCAUGCUCCUCCCAAAGAGUGGAGCGAGUGUCCUCACUACAGCACCGACAGGCCCAAUGAGUGCUUUUUCAAUGAGAACCACACAUCCAUCUGGACGCCUUACCUUGUCCAGCUCAGCUCGAGGGAUCAAGCCAUCCUCUAUGAUGAGAACAGCUUCAACGUUCAAGACAUUGUGCAACCAGAUCCUCCAUUUGGUGUGAACUGGACGCUGCUGAAUGUGAGUUUGACCGGCACUCACUAUGACAUCAUUGUGAACUGGAAGCCACCUCAGUCGGCAGAUGUGGAGAUGGGAUGGAUGAGGCUGCAGUACGAGGUCCAGUACCGAGAAGUCAACUCUGACCUAUGGGAAGCGCUCGACCUUGUGACGAGCACACAUCGCUCCAUUUUUGGGCUUCAAACUAACGUCAAUCACGAGGUUCGGGUCCGGUGCAAAAUGUUCGGUGGGAAAGAGUUCGGAGAGUUCAGCGACUCUGUGUUUGUGCACGUUCCAUCGAAAGUGUCGAGAUUCCCAGUGGUGGCCUUGCUCAUCUUCGGUGCCUUGUGUCUUGUAACCAUCUUGAUGUUAGUCAUCAUAUCGCAGCAGGAAAAGUUGAUGGUGAUUCUUUUGCCUCCUGUUCCUGGACCUAAAAUCAGAGGGAUUGACCCUGAACUACUCAAGAAAGGGAAGCUGAGGGAGUUGACAUCCAUCUUGGGCGGCCCCCCUGAUCUGAGGCCGGAGCUGUACAACAACGACCCCUGGGUGGAAUUCAUCGAUCUGGACAUCGAGGAGCAGAGUGACAGACUCACAGACCUGGACACGGAGUGCCUCAUGGAGCGCUCUUUGUCUUCUAACUGCUCCCCCCUGUCCAUCGGCUUCAGAGACGACGACUCGGGCCGGGCCAGCUGCUGCGACCCAGAUCUCCCCAGCGACCCUGAACCAUCCCCUUUCAUUCCUCUCAUCCCCAAUCAAAUCCACAGUAAGGAACCUGCAUGCCUGACACCCUGCGAGCCAAACUCCCCGGCCCAGAGCCCCACAGCUGGGGAGCCUUUUUCUGUAGCGCCAGGCAGAGAGGCAAUGUACACCAUGGUGAGUGAGGUGAGGUCAUCAGGCAAGGUGCUGCUGUCGCCGGAAGAGCAGACUGAGGUGGAGAAACCCACUAGCAAAGACACAGAGAAAGAGAAGAUGGCAGAGAAAGAGAAAGAAAAGAAAGAGUUCCAGCUCCUGGUGGUGAAUCCAGAACAUGGAGGUUACACCUCAGAGCUCAACGCAGGAAAAAUGAGCCCAAGAUCGUCCUCAGGAGACAUGAGUGAACCCUGCCAGACAGGAGGAGACUCCCCUUACCACAAAUCAGAUCCCACCCCCUUGUCCCCUCUUUCCCCUGCACCUGUCUACACCGUGGUCGAAGGUGUUGACAUGCAGAACAGCCUCUUACUUACACCAAACUCGACGCCUGCUCCCCAGCUGAUAAUCCCGAAAACCGUGCCGACACCAGACGGCUACCUAACCCCUGACCUUUUGGGAAGCAUCACACCAUAGAUCAGCACUGACUCUUCACAGCUAAGACUAUUCUCAAAGGCACAUAAAAGCUUGAAAACAGUCUUGGAGAUCGACUAUUGAGGGUCCUAUGAUUGAGUGUUGAAUAUCAGGUCUCCUAAAAUAGCUGUGUCUGUACUGCCACAACCUCUGACCUCCCGCUGCUCCCUCUGACAGAGCUGUAAAGCUGGAAGUUUGGUAUGAGGGAGGAAGAGCACGUCAGACUUUGUUUUACCGCAGUUGUGAAAAGGGCAAAGGGAAACUUUAUCAUUCAUUUGGAGUCGUCUUCAGUAUUCACUCGCCUGUAACUCCUCUGGUUUGGUGGUCUGGUCCAUCAGCUCCUGAGGAAAAUCUCUGGCUCUUCAGCAGCUUCACUGUCUUCACCAACUUGUCUCUGAGUUUGUGCGUCUGCCAAAAGAGGCGUUAAAGUUCUGUAGCACUGCAGAGUUGGUGGUAAUUCCCUGCAGUUUUGUCACUAUGAGUAACCUCUUCGACAUCACAGGUAGUCAUUUCAUUCAAUGUUAAAAUAAGAGUAUUGAAUUUAAAUGAGAGUGCAUUUAAUUUACGGUCACAUGCUUCAUAACGGUGAUUUUGUACAUAUCAGAAGCUUCAGGUCAUGAUAUACUCUCGUCUUUUUAUGAAUCCAACAUUUUUAUAUUUUUUUUGUAACAUUCCUUUUCAGGCUUUAAGAUAAAAAUGGCCAUGAGGAAAAUGUUACUUGCCAAUCAGCCUUUAUUGGGGUAUUGCUGCCAACAUAUGAUUAAAAUAAAGCAUGAGCUGUUCGCAUGUAAAAGAAUCAAAUGGAACAUACAAUAGUGUCUUAUUUUUGUUCUAAAUUGUGAAACAUUUUCAGGGCUGACAGCCAAAAUAAUUUGGAUUGCGAGUCAGUAUUUCUUUUUGAGUGCAUGGACUAUUAAAGUUUGUAUGCUUUAGGUUGGUUUCUGGUUGACAGUGCAUAUGAUGCAGAUUUAAAGUUGGGGGUACAUGGUCAUCAGUGUUGAAUUUUUACGGUUAUUGCAUUUUAACCGUUCAGGUGUUACAAAUAAACAACUUUCAUACCUUUUA
Molecule: messenger RNA, 3031 nt
Organism: Epinephelus lanceolatus (giant grouper)
Lineage: Eukaryota; Metazoa; Chordata; Actinopteri; Perciformes; Serranidae
Gene: ghrb
Product: growth hormone receptor b
Biological process (GO): cytokine-mediated signaling pathway
Cellular component (GO): external side of plasma membrane
Molecular function (GO): protein binding; cytokine receptor activity
Source: RefSeq, a predicted model, not a curated record